Molecule: messenger RNA, 783 nt
Organism: Schistosoma intercalatum
Lineage: Eukaryota; Metazoa; Platyhelminthes; Trematoda; Strigeidida; Schistosomatidae
Source: the annotation of a GenBank genome assembly
GGAAGCUCAGUUUUUGACACAAUCACUUGAAAUGAUUGUUCACCAUAUUUUUUAAUCAUUCUGUAGAAGGUCAAGUGGCUUUUGGAAAUUCAAAAAGCGUACCACUUAUCGCGAGAGUAUACUAGUUGAACUGCUUUCAAUAAUUGUCUUUCAAAAUGAGUGCUGACAAAGCGGACCCACCAUAUCCAAAGUCUCCGGAUUUCGACGGUCUUCCGCAACCAUUACCCCCCCAAUAUCCUGAUACGGUAGUUGUGGAACAGCCUUGUCCGAUAAUCACCAAUUCACAUUUUGUUCCCGGACCAGAUCCAGUAAAUACCGUGUGUCCAUACUGUCAUAAAGAUGUUACAACUCUUGUGACCUACAAAACAGGAAUAUUAACAUGGGCGGGAUGUUUUGGGAUUUUUAUAAUUGGUGGGAUAUUUGGUUGUUGUCUUAUACCAUUCUGCUGCGAUUCCUGUAAAGACGCUGAUCAUCGUUGUCCAGUAUGCAAUCGUGAUUUAGGUUUAUACCGUCGCUGCUAGAAUCGACAAUAAAGUAAAAUCAAGCUUAUCAGUCAAUCUUCAUUGACAUUACUUUUUUUAUGCAGAUGAUAUUAUCAUUCAGAAAAUCUUAUUCAAUACAUUAUCUCUGGUGGUAAAGAUUUCAUUUCAUUUCGUAACGAAGGAAUUAAAGGGGGAUUGAAUGUUGGAUUUAAUCAUGGUCAUUAAAAUUACAAUAAAAUUUUCAUUUUCUUGGUAUUUUCGUGAAACAUAAAACAGUGACUAAUAAUAUAAAUUGAAUGAU